Molecule: messenger RNA, 1068 nt
Organism: Aspergillus chevalieri
Lineage: Eukaryota; Fungi; Ascomycota; Eurotiomycetes; Eurotiales; Aspergillaceae
Exons: 2
Coding region: 1-1068 (355 amino acids)
Biological process (GO): mitochondrial respiratory chain complex I assembly
Cellular component (GO): mitochondrion
Molecular function (GO): S-adenosylmethionine-dependent methyltransferase activity
Source: RefSeq, a predicted model, not a curated record
AUGUCCCUACGCCCUCUCUUCCGUCCAGCAACGCUCGCCCGCCGCAGCUUCACGGCCGCGGGGAGAAGAAGCUAUGCCAGCCAAACGCCUGGAAACCCCAUGCUGGAGGUCUUCAAUCGAAAGGCAAAGACCAUGCAGAAGGACCGCGCAGCUCUGAAUGUCGAAGAGGGCCGGAAAGUCGACUACAUUAAAGACGAAGUGGCGAUGCGCUUAUGCGAGCGGUUACUGGAUAUCAAACGGGAGAUACCGAACGUCCUCGACCUAGGCGCCAACAGCUGCAACAUCGCCCGUGCCCUCACGACCCCAAUCCCAGACCUCGUCUCCCCAAGCGGCGAAUCCCCACCCCUCUCCGAAAGAAUCUCGCAGCUCACCUGUGUCGAGACCUCCAGAGCCCUCCUUCACCGCGAUAUCGACCUCCCCUUCAAUAAUAACAUUAACAUCCAACGCGAUGUCAUCCCAGACCUCGAGUCCCUCCCCUACGAACCCGACUCCUUCGACGCCGUCCUCUCCUCGCUCUCAAUCCACUGGGUCAACGACCUCCCCUCGCUGCUAGCGCAAGUGAACACCAUCUUAAAACCGGAUUGUCCGUUCAUCGGGGUGAUGUUCGGCGGAGACACGCUCUUCGAGCUGCGGACGUCACUGCAGCUCGCUGACAUGGAGAGACGGGGCGGCGUGAGUCCGCAUGUAUCACCGUUAGCGGAUGUACGAGAUGUCGGGGGCUUGUUGAACCGGGCUGGGUUUAAGAUGUUGACCGUGGAUGUCGAGGAUAUCCUGGUGGAGUUCCCGGAUGUGUUUGCGCUGAUGAGGGAUUUGCAGUCGAUGGGGGAGAAUAAUGCUAUUUUGCACCGCGAGUUAGGGCCUAUCUCGCGGGAUGUGUUGCUCGCGACAGAGGGUAUUUAUCGGGAGCUGCAUAUGGAGGAGGGGAUGAGGGGGAUUCCGGCGACGUUUCGGUUACUCUAUAUGAUUGGGUGGAAGGAAGGGAAGGGCCAGGCGCAGCCGUUGCAGAGAGGUAGCGGCGAGGUUAAUCUGAAGGAUAUAUUAGGAGGAGGAGACUUUGAAGGCCGGUAA